CAUUCGAAAACAUGAUGUAAGUUCUUGUCUAAUCAUUUAAGUGGAUUGAAGUGUAAAAAAUGGAGUUUUGGAAUUUUAUUCGCAAUAUAUUUGGUGGCCGAAACUCGGAAUAUUUUGAAAAUAGAGGUGGUCAUCGAAAUAUUUUGGAUGAAGACAAUUUUGAACACUCAAUAUGGAACAUUGAUAUUAAUGAUGAUUUCAGGAGAAACAGACAUUUUAAUAUCUUUAGUGACCCAUUACAAAUAACACAAUUUUUUGAAUCUGAAAUUGAGAAUAUGAUGAAAAAUUUUAUUUAUGGGUUUAGUAACGCAGGAAUUGAUGCAAAUACAAAUAUAUUUUCAUUUGCACCAUCAGAAAGACAAAGUUUACGUGAUAAAAUGCUAAAAUCAAACAGUGAUCAGAUGGGAUCUGAAUUAGAUACAGAUUUAGAUGGAAAAGUUACUGCAGACAAUUUUUCUAAUAUUUGGGAUGAAUGUAAGAAACCAGAAGUAAAAUUAUCACAGCCAUACAUAAUUGGAAAAUCUGUGAGGAAAGAAUUUGUUCGUAAAGCUGAUGGCACAGUAGAGCAAAAACAAGUUAUUAAAGAUUAUGAUGGAAAUGAAGAAACUAUUAUAUCACAUCAAGUUGGUGACAAAAUUCACACUGUUGUUACAAAGAAAGAUAAAAAUGGAGUGGAAACAAAAAUAGAAGAGUUUUCAGACAUAAGUGAAUGUGAUUUAUUCAAGAAAAACAAACUACCAAAUGGAAGAAAUAUUUUUCAUAACAUUGACUUGACAUUUUGGGACAAAUUUUUUAAACCAAAUCCGAAAUUAUGAUUAGUUGAAAUA
Messenger RNA from Eufriesea mexicana, 827 nucleotides. RefSeq lists its product as uncharacterized. Bases 60 to 815 code for a protein of 251 amino acids. Gene Ontology annotation, biological process: negative regulation of apoptotic process; regulation of actin filament polymerization. The transcript is spliced from 6 exons. The record is from RefSeq and is a predicted model, not a curated record. Gene Ontology annotation, cellular component: apical plasma membrane; sarcoplasmic reticulum; mitochondrion. NCBI's taxonomy places the organism in Eukaryota, Metazoa, Arthropoda, Insecta, Hymenoptera, Apidae.